AUGGAUGAAGCCAUUGAUAUUCUCUGCCGCCUUCUGACUGCUGAGAAGAGGAGAGCCGCGUUUCAGGCCGAUAACCGUGACUUAACAAGCCAAAGUGCGAGUCUUCGUAGAUUGUCACCUCCAAGGGAUUAUGCUCAGGAACUAUGGAAUCUGCUGAACGCUCCAAAGGCCAACCAACCACUUCAUGAUCUCGGUGCCUCUACCGAGGCUCAGAAAUUACCCUGCGCCAAUGUUGAGGUCGAGAAGAAUCGAUGUUGCCCGAAUGAAGGUAUAUUGACAUGCGGAGGGUGCAGACUAGUAUCAUAUUGUUCAAAAGAAUGUCAAAAAACUCAUUGGCACAUUCACAAGCAAGACUGCAAGGACAAUAUUCGCUCCGAUACUUGGCAGCCAGCUUGA
Molecule: messenger RNA, 396 nt
Organism: Sparassis crispa
Lineage: Eukaryota; Fungi; Basidiomycota; Agaricomycetes; Polyporales; Sparassidaceae
Exons: 4
Coding region: 1-396 (131 amino acids)
Source: RefSeq, a predicted model, not a curated record